AUGGAGCAGGGCAGAGAGACCUUCUACUGUGACGAGGACACAUUUGGCAAUGUCUAUCAAAUGAUGACAACUCUGGGACGAGGAGCCUUUGCCACAGUCAAACUGGCCUUUCACGUGCCCACUGUCAGCUACGUGGCUGUGAAGAUUCUGGCAAAUGGGAAGGGGAACUGUGCCCGGAACAACAAUGAGGUCGAUAUAAUGAGAUCCCUCGUUCAUCCGCACAUAAUCAAGUUCUUUCAGGAGGUGCAGACACGGGAGAUGACGUAUCUCAUAAUGGAUUACGCCUCAAAGGGGGACCUGUUGCGUCAGAUUCGCAAACCGGGAGGCUUACAGGAGUGCGAGGCUCGAAGGCUGUUUGCACAGGUAGUACAGGCAGUGAAGUACUGCCACGACAACUGUAUCGUCCACAGGGACAUUAAGCCAAAUAACAUCUUGAUCGACGCCUCUGGGAAUGCCAAGCUCUGUGAUUUUGGCCUGGCAGUCAGAGUUGUCCCUGGGACAAAACUAAAGCCUUUCUGCGGCACUCUGGCCUACUGUGCCCCGGAACUCUUCGGAGUGGAGCCAUACGAUGGCUAUGCCAGCGAUAUGUGGAACUUAGGCGUGCUCCUCUACUACAUGGUGGCCAGGCACCUUCCGUUCCAAGCCAGCUCUUCUAGGGGCUUGAAGCAGCAAAUUUUGGCUGCAAACUUCAGCGUUCCUCAUCAUGUCCCACUUGAUAUUUUCAACGUCAUCGUGGAAAUCUUCAUGAUCAGCCCCAACAGGAGGCCCACCAUCAGUCAGAUCCUGAGGCGCCCCAUGAUCAGGGACAGCCAGGCACGGGCAUCCAUCCAGAGUCUCCCAGGCACCCCGAGCCCUAGCAUUGUCGGCACCAUGGCAGGCAUGGGGUACCAACGUGAAGAAAUGACUGAGUGUCUAGAAGACCAAAAAUUUAAUCCGGUGAUGGCCACAUACCUGAGUCUGCAACACCAGGCACCCAGGGGAGACUGCUGCCAUCACCGGGUGAAACCCACAAAACCCAUGGAGCCAGGCCUUGUCCUCAGCCUGGCUGAUCUUCACAUCUUUUCUGGGACUCUCGGGAGAGCUGCUGAGCCUACUCCCCCAACCUUCAUCAUGCCAUCUGAGCCCCAGGAGAAAGAAGAUGAGAAUUCCAGGCAGGGUGGCAGAAGGCAUAGCGUGCCUGCCACCCUGUGCUGCCAGCCUAGGAGGAUCCACCCUGCCCACCUAUCCCACCUGCGCUGUCCUGUGGCUGAUUCCCUCAUGAGCAGUAGCCUGGAGAGCAGCAAGAGUUUCUCGAAGAGCAGUAGCCUGGAGAGCAGCAAGAGUUUCUCGAAGUCGGAGAUCGGUUUGUGUGGCAGCCUGACGGCGAGUGCCCAGCCAUCCUGCUCUCUAUACCACUCUCUUGGGGCAGGCCACAAUGAAGCUGCAAAUGAUGGAGAGAAACUCUGGAGCUCACUGGGGACAGCUCUGUGUGUAACCCCCAAAGGCUCCUCCCUUGGGGACACACUGCAGGAAGAAGUGACCACCAGACAGGAAGAGGCCAUCAGCCAUGGUCAGCCCCAGGAUGCCGGGCCAACUUCCUCCCGAAACCAGAGGCGUCACCGCUGGAAGAGGCUCAAGAAAACCAUUGUCAAUGCUUUCCUACACCUAUGUUGCUGCCUGCCUCCUGCAGAGAGAAAUCAUUCCUCCCAUGAGAACCAGGCUCCACACUCAGCAGAUCCUAGAGGCACCCACAGAACCAGGUGA
This is a messenger RNA of Chionomys nivalis (European snow vole), 1743 nucleotides long. Its product is annotated as sperm motility kinase X-like. Lineage: Eukaryota; Metazoa; Chordata; Mammalia; Rodentia; Cricetidae. The transcript has a single exon. Gene Ontology annotation, biological process: protein phosphorylation; intracellular signal transduction; microtubule cytoskeleton organization. The record is from RefSeq and is a predicted model, not a curated record. Gene Ontology annotation, cellular component: cytoplasm. Bases 1 to 1743 code for a protein of 580 amino acids. Gene Ontology annotation, molecular function: ATP binding; protein serine/threonine kinase activity; tau-protein kinase activity.